Messenger RNA from Durusdinium trenchii, 1341 nucleotides. Lineage: Eukaryota; Dinophyceae; Suessiales; Symbiodiniaceae. The record is from the annotation of a GenBank genome assembly.
AUGGCGUGCUUCGAUGAGCACCUUGAGCUCCCCGAACAGCGUGAUGCGCCUGUUCCUCGGGGCUGGUCGAUGAAGCUCGGCCACCGGAAGCGCCACAGCGCUCGCGCCACCGUCAGCGAGGUCGUGCUCUGCGGCCGCUCCACGGUGAAGCGCAGCGUGAACUCCGGCAGACGCUGGGAGAACCCGGGCUUUUGGGAGAAGAAGGUCCAAAGCUGCAGGCAGUGGCGUAGCGUUGUCGAUGACAUGAUGGAUGCUGUCUCAGAGCUUGAGACUGACGACAUUUGGUUAGCUUGGGAGGUGAGUGAGGAUGAGGGCCUUUGGAAUGACAUGGAGGAAGUUGAGGAGGACUUCGAUGACUGCAGCAGUGCGGACCUCUCCACUACGGCCUCCACCUGCGAGCUGCCAGUGAAGUACCCCACACGGUGGGAGAAGGCCCUCGAGCACGCGCAAGUGGUGGCCAAGGGGUACCGAGAUGGACCUGCAGAGACGGCCACCAGCCGAAAGUCUGAGAAUGAGAAGAUGAAGGAUCCUGAGGUGCAACGAGUGGCCCAGACCUUGCAAGCGCAGCGUGUGAAGUUGUGCUGCCCUGAGCUCCAGCAUCGCCUGCAUGACACCUUCGAAGAGUUCCGGAUGAGCUUUCUGGAGAAGUUCGGUGAGACCCUCAGCCGUGGCCUUCAGUCCUGCUAUGUUGGUGAUGUGGAGUUGAGGGCGGCACCCGUGAACAAGUCUUUGCAAUCCAGAUUCCUGAGCUGCAAAGACAAGCAGCCAGACACUCUCUCCCCGGUCCUCCAUGGCACUGAUGAGAGAAACCUGCCUUCGAUCUACCAAAAAGGACUCUUGGUGCCUGCAGGUGAUAACAAUGUGAAGGUCCUCCAUGGUUCUUCUCAUGGCCGGGGCAUCUACACCUCCAAGACCAACAACACAGCGCUGUCCUUUGGCUUCUCCAAGGGCCUCGCACGCCCUCUUCUCAUUUGUGCCGUGCUUGACGAUGCUGUAGCCUUGCCCAGUCCGGUGCGCUGCGGAAACCACUACAUCACAGCCGAAUCUGCACAAGUGCGACAUGUGGGCGACGCCAUCGUGGUCUUCGACGAAAGCAAGCUCCUGCCGCUCUUUGUGGCGUCCUACCCGACCCAAAGUCUUCCGAAACAGGUGACCACUUCCACGGCGACGUCCGCGACAUCUGCAACGAUCGUCCGCGACCCGCCUGACGUGCCGCCCGACAAGAAGAAGCACAGUGUCGGUCCAAGGACACGUCUAAAGCCGACUCAGGGGCUGAAGUCUCGGGUUCAAGAAGCCGUGGACUAUCUGCAGCGUCGUGGGGCUCGGAAGCGACGUCCAUGA